GGAUCAAGAACAGGAGUCCAUCUCGAUCCUCAUACACUAGACGUCUAUACUCCUAGACUUGAUGCAGCCGAUAUUUCAGAUCACAGACAAGUCUACGUUGGUGUCCAUUUACCAUUACAGAAUAACGCCAGCAGUCGAUCGUCGAGAAGAACCAAAGACCGUGGUUCGAGUAGUAGACGCCAUCACCACCGGCAUGGACAUCGCAGAAAACACAAAAGUGAGCCACAAACWACAGAAGCUGAUCAAGUCUCUGCUCUCCCUUCUGAGCGAGUACGAUUCAUUCUUGGAGGCCAAGAGUUUGAGGUAGAGGGUCAUCAAAUCUUUGCUGAGCUUGAUGAGUAUCAAGUUAAUGACGAUGGUAAUGGAGUCUGGAAGGAAUCAGCACGAUGGCUGAAGUUUGAGGAAGACGUUGAAGAAGUUGGUAAUCGGUGGAGUAAACCACAUGUUGCCACGCUCUCUCUUUACAGUCUCUUUGAGUUGCGGAGCUGUUUACUGCAUGGAACAGUACUGCUUGAUUUAAAUGCCUCCAACUUGGAACAAAUAUGUGAUUUAAUCCUGGAUGAUUUGGUCUACACAAACCAAUUAGAGCAUGAAAAUCGUGCAAAGACCAAAGAGGUCCUUCUACAAAGACAUGUCCAUCAGUUUGAGAGAUCUGCAACCAAAAAACCUAAAACGUCCAAAAGUUUUGGCCAGCAUCUGGCAAACUUUGGGUCAAGAAAAUCUUCUGCUCCAAACUUAGAGGCAAUGGAGAAGAAAAAACCUGUAAUAGAAGGAUCAAAAUCUGUACCGUUCAAUCUAACAGCUCUCCAAGAAGAACCAGAGCCGGUGAGGGCAUUUCCUUACAUCCCUUCUGCUGUGUCUCUUGUUGGACAGGAAACAGAAUCUGUUGAAGAUGAAGAAUGCAAAGAUGAAUUCAUAGAUACGUUUGAUCACAACUUCAUGAAGAAGAUCCCCAGUGGAGCAGAAGCGUCCAAUGCACUUGUAGGAGAAGUAGACUUUCUCAAAAAGCCUCUGAUUGCAUUCGUUCGUCUUGAAAACAGUCUUGUUCUUGGAGACUUGACUGAAGUUCCUCUCCCAACAAGGUUCAUGUUUAUUAUGCUUGGUCCACCAAGUACUCCAGGAAGAUAUCAUGAGGUUGGCAGAGCAAUAGCAACAUUAAUGUGGGACAUCUUUCAGUUUGAUCACAACUUCAUGAAGAAGAUCCCCAGUGGAGCAGAAGCGUCCAAUGCACUUGUAGGAGAAGUAGACUUUCUCAAAAAGCCUCUGAUUGCAUUCGUUCGUCUUGAAAACAGUCUUGUUCUUGGAGACUUGACUGAAGUUCCUCUCCCAACAAGGUUCAUGUUUAUUAUGCUUGGUCCACCAAGUACUCCAGGAAGAUAUCAUGAGGUUGGCAGAGCAAUAGCAACAUUAAUGUCAGAUGAAAUUUUCCAUGAAGUGGCUUACAGAGCUAAUUGUCGUGAAGAUCUCUUGUCUGGUAUUGACGAGUUUCUUAUGCAGGUAACAGUUUUGCCUCCAGGAGAAUGGGACCCUUCAAUUCGCAUUGAACCACCAGCAACAAUCCCCUCACAAGAAAAGAGACUGGAAUGGGGAAACAAAUGCGAUGAAGAUCAUGAUCCUGCUGACAGAGAGGAACAUCUCAGGAGAACAGGAAAGGUGCUGUAGAGCAAAUGUUGGCAUGUUCAAUUGGAGGGGUACUGUUUUCUCUGUUUGGUGGUCAGCCAUUGAUCAUUCUUGGCGCUACAGGUCCAAUGCUUGUGUUUGAGGAAAUCAUCUAUUCAUUCUGUAUAAUGGCCAACCUAGAGUACCUUCCCUUCAGGAUGUGGAUAGGAAUAUGGACUAUGUUGUUUUGUUUCAUUCUUGUAGUCACUGACGCUAGUUCCUUGGUGUGUUACUUCACUCGUUUCACGGAAGAAUGCUUUGCAACUCUCAUUGCACUUAUUUUCAUUGUAGAAGGGUUUUCUAAACUGUGGCAUGUAAAGAAUGACCACCCGAUAUCAAUAGGCUAUACGGACCAUCAUUCCUGUGCMUGUACAAAAUCAAAGGAGUACAUGGUCUCAAAUUGGGUCAAUGGAACCAUGGUUAACAGUACAGUGACAAAUCAGACCAUGUUUGAUGUACCUGUACAAGACUGUGAACUACUGGGUGGUACACUAUCUGGSUUGGCAUGUGAUGAGAAUGUGUUUUUUCUAUCCGCCAUUCUCACACUUGGUACAUUUACUCUAACUAUUUCACUCAAGAAUUUUCGCACAAGUCCAUACUUCCCUACCAAGUUACGUGCRAAAGUUUCUGACUUUGCUGUCCUGAUAUCAAUUCUUGUUUUUGUUGGAAUUGACUAUAUGUUUGGCGUAAACACGCCCAAGCUUAAAAUCCCUCUCAGUUUUCGGCCAACCGCUGGUAGCAAAAGAGGCUGGUUGGUUCCUCCUCUUGGUCGCAAUCCUGGCUGGAUUAUUAUUGCUGCAGCAAUACCUGCAAUACUUGCUACCAUUUUAGUAUUUAUGGAUCAACAAAUUACUGCAUUGAUUGUAAAUAGAAGAGAACACAAACUUAAGAAAGGUGCUGGCUACCAUCUUGAUUUGUUGUUAGUUGCUAUUAUUAUUGGAAUUUGUUCAGUGUUUGGUCUACCGUGGGUCGUCGCUGCCACGGUAUUAUCUGUUUCUCAUGUUCAAAGCUUAUUUGUUGAGUCCCAGUGCACCGCACCUGGCGAAAAAACCAAAUUCCUUGGUGUUAGGGAGCAGCGUGUUACUGGAACUGUUAUUUUUUUGUUGAUUGGUGUGUCUGUAUUAUUAACCCCAAUUCUCAAGGUUAUUCCUAUGCCCGUAUUAUUUGGUCUGUUUCUUUAUAUGGGAUUCUCAGCCUUAAAAGGACUUCAGUUCUUCGAGCGUCUUAAAAUCAUUUUCAUGCCAGCCAAGCAUCAGCCUGACUUGAUUUACCUGCGCCGUAUUAAGAUAAAGCGUGUGCACCUGUUUACUGUCAUACAAUGUACAUGUUUAAUAGUACUAUGGGCCAUCAAAUCUACACCAGCAGCACUUGUGUUUCCCAUUAUGGUUUUGAUGCUUGUUGCUGUCCGUAAAAUCAUGGAAAAGUUCUUUACAAAGCACGAGCUUGAGGUACUYGAUGACUUGAUGCCAGAAACAAUUAAGAAGAAGAAACUCACCGAGUCAAUGGCUGACGGUAUUGAAGGAGACGCGCCUUGCGAUGGCAGUGAGAGUGGAGAGGAGGACGAGGUCGAUGGUGAAAAAAAGGAGGCUGUUCAAGCCAACGGACCUCCGCAGGUCGAAAUACCAAUAAAUAUCUCAGAGGAAAUGACGAAAAGCUCGUUGUGGAAAUCUUUUGCAAAAGAUAGGAAGGACAGUUGCGGAUCCAAACAACGUAGUAAAAAUGACAGGCAUCAUGGCUCAUCACGCAGUAAACAUAGACACAAACAUGGCAAACAYAGGAAUAAACACCGGGACAAAGACAGGGACCAAGGACUGUGGUUCUCGGCCGAUAAGAAACGGUAUUAUGACGAUGAACACGACAGUUGUGAACUUAGACGUUUAACUGCCAUUGAGGAGGAUCCGGUUGUAGACCCCAAGGAGUCGGCUGAUGUCCCUGAAGUCGUAAUUUCCAUGCCAUCGUCCAAUGGAAUUGAAUCUUCUAAAGAUAAAAAUGAAUGAUUGACAAUUGAAUUGUUAGGAUCGAAUCUUCUUGUCAAGUGAGAUCAUCCGAAUUCCUUUUGAGCGGAGCUCUGGACAUAAAUCAAUUAAUUAUUCAUCACGAGGUUUUUUUUCAGUUAUUUUGACAAUCUAGUUUUGUUUCAAGUGAUCAUCACAAAUUCUCUAACAAGAAAACACUGAGAUCACCGCGACUCCAAAUCAAUCGCACGCGUUCACAGGUGUCAAAAUAUAGUAGAAACAAACAAACAAACUAGUCGAGGUGAAACCGAACACUUCUAUUCCUAACAUUSACUUGCUGACGGUUUUUGGUCAAUAACGUUCUAUGAUUUGUGUUUAUUAGCUGCAAAGCCAGCUCGUCAUAUUUGGAAUUCAGGGUUUGAGGUCCAAAUGGGGUUUGUUUGAUUACAUUGGAAUGAUUGUUAGAUUUAAAUCAGAGGGAUCGCGACCGUCUUCUUGAAAUAUUCGUUUAAAUUUCUACGCCGUCAGUCAAGAAAAUUGCCAAUCGUUCGUAGUCCACCUUUCACAUAAAUUAGAAUUCUGUUCAAGGGUUUCCGCUUGUUUACAUGAUUUGUUCCUCCUGGCACUCCCAUCAUGCAUUGUAAAUAAUAGCAUGGAUGUCUACAAGAUCUGUUAGAAUAGUGAAUAGAAAUACGUGCUUACUAAUUGACUUCCCAUUUUUUCCUCUUGAAAUUCCUAUAUACAUGUAAAUUUGCUGAUCACUGUAUAAUAUUGAUAGUGAUAUGUCAAUCACUGACGCAUCAUUUCCAUAGUCUGUAMAUAUCGCUACGUACUCGCUUUUUACGGAUUUUUUUAUCGAUGACUGACUUUUUCUACUACUGGUGUACUGGUGUUAUUUACGUGUAGAGAGCAUGUGGACAGGCAUUUUACUCUGUGUUGAAUUGUCAAGUCUGGCAACUACUAUUCAUUCUUGCAAAUAUUUUGAAAGCUAAAAUCGUCUUCUCGGGGAAGGGAAGGGUAGGUAAUAAUAGAGUAAAAUAUAGAGAACAUAAAUGUUUGGAACUUUAUUUAUUUUCAGUAAUUUGCCCAAAGUAUAUUUUUAGUCAGUAAUGGAAUAUAUAUCGUUGUAUUAUCUCACACUGUUAUAAUUUUAUGCGUGUAACAAUCGCUAAAAUCUCCGAAUCAGAGCUCGCGUUAUUAGUCUUACAGACCAAAAUCGCCUGGCUUUUUCAGUUGAUCUGAGUUAAAUAUGUCAAAAUAUUUUCUUUCCACUAAGGUUGAUUGAAGCAAUAAAGGAUUAAUAAUAUUUUCAGUUUA
Molecule: messenger RNA, 4931 nt
Organism: Exaiptasia diaphana
Lineage: Eukaryota; Metazoa; Cnidaria; Anthozoa; Actiniaria; Aiptasiidae
Product: sodium bicarbonate cotransporter 3
Biological process (GO): regulation of intracellular pH; transmembrane transport; bicarbonate transport
Cellular component (GO): plasma membrane
Molecular function (GO): sodium:bicarbonate symporter activity; monoatomic anion transmembrane transporter activity; solute:inorganic anion antiporter activity
Source: RefSeq, a predicted model, not a curated record